Molecule: messenger RNA, 3187 nt
Organism: Dicentrarchus labrax (European seabass)
Lineage: Eukaryota; Metazoa; Chordata; Actinopteri; Moronidae
Gene: dpf3
Product: double PHD fingers 3
Exons: 12
Coding region: 87-1259 (390 amino acids)
Biological process (GO): nervous system development
Cellular component (GO): nBAF complex; nucleus
Source: RefSeq, a predicted model, not a curated record
AGGACCGCAUUGGCUGUUGUGUUUUUUUCAUAAGGGUCCCAAACUACACCGAGAUUUGGAAUAUUACGGUACAGUCCAGCAGGAAAAUGGCGACUGUCAUUCAUAAUCCUCUGAAAUCACUCGGUGACCAGUUCUACAGGGAGGCUAUUGAACACUGUCGCAGCUACAAUGCCCGUCUUUGUGCUGAACGCAGCGUACGCAUGCCCUUCCUGGACUCGCAAACUGGUGUGGCACAGAACAACUGCUACAUCUGGAUGGAAAAGUGCCAUCGCCAGCCAGGCCAAGCAGCAGGACAGAUGUAUACCUACCCUGCUCGUUGCUGGAGAAAGAAGAGGCGACUCCACCCACCCCUGGAUCCCCAACUCCGCCUGUGUGAGCUUCGACUAGAAGCUGAGCUGGCCCCCAAGCGUGAGGUUCCCCCAGGGGAGGCCACAGCCUUGGAGGCCCUCCUGAGGGGGGACAGCCUGCUGGAGAAAAAAAACAACCUCUGUAAGGAAGAGGAGACGUUGCUGGAAAUACAGAGAGUUCUGGAGGCGGAUGAAAAUGGGGAUGGUUUCCAUGAUGAUGAAGACUUUGAAACGGAUACUCCAAAAAGAAAGAACAGAAACAGAGGCAAAAACAGAUCCAGUCGCAGAAGGACAGAACCCGUUAACAUGGACGACCAGGACAAACCUUAUGUCUGUGACAAUAGAUACAAACAAAAGCAUAACUCAAAAAAGGCUGAAGAAGUCUGUGGAAAGCGCUACAAGAACCGGCCUGGCCUGAGCUACCACUACACCCACACUCACCUGGCAGAGGAGGAGGGUGAGGAGGAGAAGGAAGCAGAGAUGACCCCGUCUCCUCCACGCAGCUCAGACAACCACAAACCUCAGAAGGGCCCAGAUGGCGUCAUCAUCCCCAACGACUACUGUGACUUCUGUCUGGGAGACCAGGACUCCAACAGGAAGACAGGCCAGGCCGAGGAGCUGGUGUCCUGCUCUGACUGUGGACGCUCUGGUCACCCCACAUGUCUGCAGUUCACUGACAACAUGAUGCAGGCAGUGAGGACAUACCAGUGGCAGUGCAUAGAGUGCAAGUCUUGCAGCAUCUGUGGUACCUCGGAGAAUGAUGACCAGCUGCUGUUCUGCGACGACUGUGACAGAGGAUACCACAUGUACUGCCUGAAGCCCCCAAUGACCCAGCCUCCAGAAGGGAGCUGGAGCUGUCACUUGUGUUUGGACCUGUUAAAAGACAAGGCCUCAGCCUACGGAGAAGCAUAACUCCCUGGACAUUCUUUUCACCACACACGUACACACAAUAUAUAUAUUUGUACCUAUACAUUAACUGUUGCUAACAUGCCCACACAUCAGCAAAAAGUCUCUCAGAUAGUAUCAAACACACAGAUACACUCUUUCACACACACUCCAGUGCAUUAGCAGGCUCAGGGCAGUUUCCUGUGAGGCGGAGAGAUCCUCACACUCCAGAUGCAAACGGCAUCAACAUGCAAUCUCGACCAUAAGUCAGCUAACAGCAGGCCUGCCAUUCAGUAAUUUCUCUACCUCACCACUCAGUAGACGGCAAGAAGCCAAGGCAAGAUAAUGGCCAAUACAUGUGUAGUGCAUGUGUAUGUGAAAUACACGUUUUUAAACCAAACAUCUGAAAGUUCCUGGAUGUUUUCCGCUGAUUUGAACGUAUUCGAUUUGGAAGAUGUUUGUCCCAGAGUUUUUGCUGAAGCUGUUUCACUUGCCUCCCUUGCUGCUCAAGUUCUACAGUGGGGGAACCUGAGUGGGUUUGACUAAUGUUUGUUUAAAUUUCUCCUUCCAGCUCUACUUCUCUCCUGUGUUUAGACCUUACAGUGACAUUCCGAUUUUAUAUCUGGACAGACUCAGUGUUAGUUAUGCCAUCUUUCACAGGUUUUGUCAAGCUUGGUGAAAUUUAUAUCCAGUGCUUAGAGCAAACAGGCUGAUAAAACAGCCUGGACUAUCAUUUCUGUUGGAGCGCGGUGACAUUUGUAAUCCACGUCUGUUUUUUGUAUGCUCGCAGUUACUAGGAUACCAUGGUGCUCAAUUUGACACUUUACAAAAUGAUAACAUUUCUUUACGUAGAAUGAAACACUUAUUUAUUUAUUGCUGAUAAUGGUCCAAUGUUACUGUCAAGGAGAUCAUUGUUACUGUAAAUCAGUGGUUCCCAAACUUCUUUUAUGGCCCCCUUUGGAUGCCAAAAAAACAACUGACCCCCUUCCUCCCCCUACACAAACACAUAAAUUGAUUCCAUUUUUAUCAUAUUGUAACAGUACUGGGGAAAUUGUAAUAACAGUAAAUGAAAUAUAUUGAAAUAAUACAAACACAAACUGCAUUUUCUUGGAUUUUGUCAUUAUGUUCUGAUGUUAAACUGAAAAAUAUAAAUUAAACUUUGUCCAAACUGCCAGUAUCUUUACACACAAGCUUCAGCUCUUAUAAUAAAAGUCAACAUGGAAGUUGGGAACCACUGCUGUAAAAUUAACCAGAGCAGUGCAUGCGUAUAUUAUCAAACCUUGAUUCAUGACUAUAUAACAGGCAGUGUGAUGAACCAUAUAGGCUGCAUGUCCGGAGGAUGCAGUAUUUACUGUCUGGAAGUUUUUUUUACAGUUUUUUAAAUGCAGUUAUUACCAGAAUAAUCUGGACGUUCUGUAUUUGUAUUACCACGUAAGUAAGGUUUAUAUGUUAAAAUGGUUUCACCUAAAGUCGAAUAUUUAAAUCUUCCAAGGCCCAUCAAUGUAAUUUAUGUCUUUGUUCCGAGCUAAAUUUGGUAGCAUUCGCUUACUGCUCUCUAAAAACAAGGUUGAUCAUGAAAAGGAAGAAACACCACGAAUAAGCUCAAAACUACAACAAAAAAAAACAACAACUUAGAAGUACACAUAGUGUGCAAGCCUUGACAGGAUAUCACAAUCUGCAUUUGUGUGUUUUUUUUAUUGUGAGUUUGUAUUUGAUAUUGCUUUUCCACUGACAAUCAUGAGCUAGCAUAGAUAUAGUACAUGAUGUUAUUAAUAUGCAGAGGGUUUUAUUGUGCUUGUCCAUGGUGGGUAUAAUGACCCUUUGUGUCUUCCUUUUAAAAAUGUCUUGGAUGUCAUUCUUAUUUGAUGCCAUCACAUACAGUGAUUCAAAAUGUGUGUUGUAUUUUGUUAAAGUAAAUGUAAUGUUUUGUGUUGAAAUAAAGACUUUUCCAUAAA